Phragmites australis (common reed) is the source of this 1961-nucleotide messenger RNA. RefSeq names its product M phase phosphoprotein 10-like. The record is from RefSeq and is a predicted model, not a curated record. Bases 80 to 1669 code for a protein of 529 amino acids. NCBI's taxonomy places the organism in Eukaryota, Viridiplantae, Streptophyta, Magnoliopsida, Poales, Poaceae. Gene Ontology annotation, cellular component: sno(s)RNA-containing ribonucleoprotein complex; Mpp10 complex; nucleus. Gene Ontology annotation, biological process: rRNA processing. The transcript is spliced from 12 exons.
UGCCUAUUUAGACAUCUUUAGUUUGAGGAAACCCUAAAAACCCUUUUCCUGCUCCGCCGCCCCGCCCCUCAUCCCUACAAUGGCGAUGGACCUCGACGAGCCGCUCGACGCGACGGCGGCCGCGGAGAAGGGCGAGGCGGCGCUGCGGCAGCUGCGCGACGCCGACCCGGAGCUCUACCUCUCCCCGUCCGCCGACCUCGCCGCCGCCGCCCGCGCGGCCUCGCAGCACAUCUACUCCUCGCUGGCGCCGCUCUCCCCCGCGCAGCCGCCUCCCCUUCCCACCCUCCUCGCGGGGCCUGCCUUCGACGCCGAGCAGAUUUGGUCCCAGAUCGAGCUGCUCGCCCGCCCAAUCCUCCCACACCUGCGCCGCCAGCUCCGUCGCCUCGAGCAGCAACCCCCCUCGCAACCGCCUCCUGUGGUGGCGCCUGCUGACGCUGAAGAGGAGCUGUCAGAGGAGGACGGAGAAGGUAGCGAAUCGGAGGGGUUGAAGGAGGAGUUGGAGGGCACAGAUGAUGAAGAGGAAAUGGACGAGGAGGAAGAAGAGGAAUUGGAGGGGAAAGGGGUUGAGGACAAAUUCCUGAAGAUAGAGGAGCUGAAGGAGUUCCUGGAGAAGACGGAGGAAGAGGAGUAUGGUGGGGGUGUCAAGCGAGGAGAGAAGAAAAAGGCUACGAAAAAUUGGAUGGAGGAAGAGAGUGACGAGGAUGAAGAUGAAGACAACGACGACGAGGAUGAAGACCAAUUGGAUUUGGAAGAUUUUGAAGAUGAUGAUGAAGAGGGUGCAGAAGAUGGCAGGGAUCUAAUGUACAAAGAUUUUUUUGAGAAAGGGCAUAAUCAGCAAGUCAAGAAGAUAGAUGGUUCCAGAAAAAAAGUGCAAUUCGAGGAUGAACUACAUGAAAUUGAAGUUGAUGCCAGUGAAAAUGAUGAUGGAAAUGAUGAACAGGGCCUCUCAACUCAUGAAAAGGAGCACCUGAAGAUGCAUGCUAAAAUAGAGCUAAUGGAGAAAGCUAAUCUUGAACCCAGUACGUGGACCAUGCAGGGAGAGGUUACUGCCUCCAGCAGACCCAAAAAUAGUGCCCUGGAAGUGGACCUUGACUUUGAGCAUAAUGUACGACCUGCCCCUGUAAUCACUGAGGAAGUCACAGCUUCUCUUGAAGAGAUGAUAAAGAAAAGGAUUGUCGAGGGUCACUUUGAUGAUGUUGAAAAGCCUUCUCUCUUGCCAUUUAAAGCUCCGAAAGAGCAUAAGGAGCUGGAUGAAAGUAAGAGCAAGAAGGGUCUUGCUGAACUCUAUGAGGAAGAUUACACACAAAAAGCAGGCCUUGCACCUGCCCCACUUUCUAUUUCAGAUGAACUGAAAAAAGAGGCAAAUACUUUAUUUAAGAGAAUAUGCUUGAAGUUGGAUGCACUAUCGCAUUUCCAUUUUGCUCCAAAGCCGGUCAUUGAGGAUAUGUCUAUACAAGCAAAUGUGCCUGCUUUAGCGAUGGAAGAGAUUGCACCUGUAGCCGUUUCAGAUGCUGCAAUGCUUGCUCCUGAAGAAAUUUUUGAGGGAAAAAGUGCUAUUAAAGAAGAGACAGAACUUACACAGGCUGAGCGUAAAAGAAGAAGGGCUAACAAGAAAAGGAGAUAUGCAGCAUCACAUAAGGAGAGGCCAGCCAAGUUGCAGAAAGAUUAGAACUCAAUGUCUGUGAAACACCUACAGGUCUCCCUGCCUGCCAUCCCAAUAUUGAGAGCUGGAAAGAGCUCAGAUUUUUUCCAGUUUUGGCGUUGUACACGUUUCCUUUACAAUACUAGUCUUUGUGCGUGUUAUCAGUUUGCAUCAAGUGCGAGCGUUUAUAAGCACACAGGAUAGGUGUUGAGAUUUUCUGCAGUGCAAUUUUGAGAAUGCAAAAGGAGCGUGCAAUUCCUUUGCAAAAGGGAAAGUAACAUGUAGAAUAGCGAGCUGAUCUAUAUGUUUGUCGAGUCCA